Molecule: messenger RNA, 2286 nt
Organism: Eutrema salsugineum
Lineage: Eukaryota; Viridiplantae; Streptophyta; Magnoliopsida; Brassicales; Brassicaceae
Exons: 4
Coding region: 1-2286 (761 amino acids)
Molecular function (GO): nucleic acid binding; zinc ion binding
Source: RefSeq, a predicted model, not a curated record
AUGUCUUCUUCAUGCAUGGUCGAGAUUUUUUUAGUGUGUGGGAAGUGGGAAUUCGCAAAAACUCGAUAUUUGUUCUUGGUUGAUAAGAGUAAAGGAUGUCGAGUUGUAGCUGUUGAUCGGGAAAUCGAGUAUGGAGAUUUUCGACAAGUCGUCUACGAAGAUCUGGGUUUAGAUCAGCGUCGUUAUGAUAUUCAAUUCAGCUAUAUGCUCUCGAAGAGAUCGAAUGACAAGCUACCGAAAGAUACACCACCGGUGUUUGUAGGUAAUCCUCGACAAUUUGCCGUGUUUUUGCGUCACUUUGAAAACGAGACGAUCCGUCUAUGCGCCGAGAUUACUUCGAAGGCGUCAAGAGAAUAUAAGGAGAAAGAAGAUGCUGAUGAGCUAAAUGAAAAUAGAUCUAACGAGUUCACCGAAGAAGACAACGAAGACGAUCAAGUUGACAAAGAUGAUGAAGAUGAUCAAGAAGAAAGGUUCGACAAUUGCGAUGAUCCGGAUGGUGCAAGCUCUAGUGACGAAGAUUAUGGUUUGUGUGGGAAGUAUUCUGAAGAUGAAGAAGACAUGCAAAAUCUGCCACCAAAGAAAUGCGGUUCAGCAAGAAUGGAUGAUUUUGUGGAGAUGGAGAUGAAGUCUAUGGAAUUAGCUGUUGGGCAAUGUUACGAGACCAAAGAGGAGUUCGAAACGAGAUUGAAGAUUUAUGCAGUUGCAAACAAAAUGGACUACGACGUCGGAUACUCAACACCGACGUUAUUGACGGUUAAGUGUUGGGUGGGAGGAUGUAAAUGGAGGGUUCGAGCUUCCUCGGUUGGAGAUAAGCCAGAGUUCUAUGUGAAAACUUACUAUGGUGUUCACACAUGUUCGAUCACAAUGCGGUCUUCACGUGCCCGACAAGCAACACCGGAGAUAUUAGCACGUCUUUACAAGGAUUUCGUAGGGGGUGUAGGGAACACCAUAACCCCAAAUCACGUAUCUGAUGCUCUAACCAAACGUUAUGGAAUCAAGGUCGAAUAUUGGAAAGCUUAUCGUGUAUUGAAGUAUGCACGAGAACUAGUGACUGGGAUUUCAGAUGACAGUUACGAGGAGCUUCCUUCGUACUUAUACAUGAUAAGACGAGCUAAUCCUGGAACAUUAAUAAAGCUUGAUGUCGAUAUGGAAGACAAGUUCAAGUUUAUGUUCAUUGCCUUUGGUGCGAGCAUUCAAGGUUUUCCAUUUAUGCGGAAAGUAGUUGUGGUUGAUGGAACUUUCUUAACGGGUAAAUCUAAAGGAACACUGCUCAUUGCCACAACUCAAGAUGGAAAUUUCAAUAUUUUCCCAAUCGCUUUCGCUAUCGUGGAUACGGAGAAUGAUGAGUCGUGGGAGUGGUUAUUCACACAGCUACAUCGAGUUAUACCUGAUGAUGAAGGACUUGCCAUGAUAUCAGAUAGACAUAGAUCUAUUAGGAAUGCUAUAAAAAAGGUUUAUCCACUUUCUGCUCGAGGUGGGGAAGCUUUCCGACUUGUGAAGAAAGCAGCAAGCACAUAUAAGCUUUCAGAUUUCAAUGUCUUCAUGGCACAGAUUCAGCAGUGUAACCGAGGAUCGUAUAACUACUUACAAAAAGCAGAUGUCUGCAUGUGGAGCCGUGUUCAUUUUCCGGGGCAGAGGUACAACUUUACCACUAGCAACAUAGCAGAGUCUUUAAAUAAGGUCCUAUCCAAGGUUAGAAGUUACCCAAUUGUGACACUAUUGGAGGAGAUAAGAUCGCUUUUGACGAGGUGGUUUGCCAAAAGGCGCCGAGCUGCAAAUGAUAUGGAGACCGAGCUUACUACUGGUGUUGAGAAAUUGCUACGGGAAAGAGUUGAAGGAGCAAAGCAACUAGCCGUGCAAGACAUAGACGACCAUCUUACACAGGUUACCAGUGGAGCAUCCUUACAUGUUGUCAAUUUGGGAAGAAGAUCAUGUACUUGCCGGCGGUUUGACAUCGAUAAGAUACCGUGUGUCCAUGCCGUUGCAACAGCUGAGGCUAGAAAAAUAUCCCGUAUCAGUCUAGCUCAUCCAUACUACCGUACGUCAUACCUUCGGUCUGCAUAUGCGGGAACUGUAAUGCCACGAGAUAUUGCUUUACCUGUACCCGAUGAAGUGGCUAGCAAAGUAUGUAAGCCUCCGUUUGUUCGUAAACCACCAGGUAGGCCGAAAAAGUCACGAAUGAAAAGUGCCUUAGAAAUAGCAAUGCAGAAGAAACGUCCAAGGAAGGAGCACAAGUGUUCCAAAUGUGGGCAAGGCGGCCAUAAUCGUGCGACAUGCCCGUCAUGA